AGGUGGAUGUCGAUCGAGUUGGAACUGCUCUCGAAGUCGCCGACCCGUGAAAAUAUCGAGCGCAUACGAAACCUCUUCCUCGAUCGAUUACAAGUACCACAGGCUGCCUGGGAUGAAACGUCGCAGAUGUUCUCUACGUUCAUCACCAAAUAUGAUGAACCUUCCUGGGAGUCUACCAUGGUCCAGGCUUCAAAGUUGGCAGAGCAAGCGAAAGCUCUAUAUGCCAAGCGCGAAAAACACGAAAUGGACCUAGAACGGGCAGCUGGUGAUAUCGAGGCUCAAAGAGCAGUGAUGCGAGACUAUUUGGACUGGGAGAGCAAGCAAGCUAGAAUGAAGCCUAAGAAAGGCGCUUCUCCAAGCCCCUUGAUCCUUGUUGUCGCGCUAUAUGAAAGAGCCCUAUCAUCUACACUUGGUUCGGACCCAGCCGUAUGGCAGGAUUACAUUGUCUUUCUGGGACAGAACUCACAGGCGCACUUACCGUCGGUUUUGUCAGUGGUUGCGAGGGCUACACAGCAUUGCCCCUGGUCAGGAACCCUCUGGGCUCGGUAUAUCCUCACAGCUGAAGCCGAAAAGUUGUCUUACUCCGAUAUCGAGUCCAUAAAGCACGCUGCCACGAACACUAGAGAGUUAGACCGUGAUGGGAUGGGUGGGGUGGUAGAAGUGUAUAUUGCAUGGUGUGGUUAUCUCACCCGACGAGCUGCUCCUCCAGGAGCAUCAGAUGAAGAUAUCGAUGUCGCUGAGAUGGGUCUACAUGCUGCGCUGGAGAGUGUUCAGGAUUGGGGACAAAGACUACACGGCAAAAAGGAUUACAAGGGCGACCCUCUAUUUCGCAUCGAAAGGAUAAUGAUUCACUACCUCACCCAGAAGGGCUCAGCCGCAGAAGCACGUGGAUAUUGGAAAAGAUUAGCUGAAACCCAUUCACAUGGUUGGGAGUUCUGGCAACGAUACUAUAUCUGGGAAAUGACUGUCAAUCCUGCAAAUACACCUCCUACUCUAGCAACCCAAGUUUUGAAUGAAGCUGUGCAUCAGCAAUCACUGGAUUGGCCAGAGAAAAUGAUGGAGGUUUAUGUCCGGCACUGCAACAUAUACACGGAUGCCAAUCAAUUACUUUCUGCCAUGGAUACCGUCCACUGGCUCUCCAAAAACGUUGCCAAACGACGUGAAAAGGAGGCAGCUGAGGCAGCAGCAUUGUAUGCUCAACAGCAGCCUUCAGCAGAGCAAGCCGCCGGCGAAUCUCCUGGAGCCUCAAAGAGGAAGCGCGAAACGGGUUCAGAUGAGGCUGAUGGUAUUGCAAGCAAGAAGCUCAAAGGCGAUGAGCAAGAAGUUGACCAGGAGGCAUUGCGAGAACAGCACUUGAAACGCGAUCGCGAGAAUACAUCUGUCCUAGUCACAAAUUUGCCAGCAGAAGUAACCCAGACAAAAGUCAGACAUUACUUCAAGGACUAUGGCCACAUCAACAGCAUUACAGUGAAGACGGAGCAGGACGGACUUUCAUCAACAGCUUUGAUUGAAUUCCGAUCCAACGAAGACGUUCUGUCGGCCCUGAUUCGGGACGGCAAAUACUUCGCUGAUAAACAAAUUUCAGUGAUGCCCGCUACUGGCUUAACGCUCUAUGUGACCAACUACCCACCUGCCGCUGAUGAUGCUUAUAUCCGAAAUCUGUUCAAAGACUGUGGCGAGAUAUUCAGCAUUCGAUGGCCAAGUCUAAAGUACAACACCCACCGUCGAUUCUGCUAUGUCACUUUUCGCACACAGGCUGCAGCUGCUGCCGCGACACAAAUGAAUGGCCAAAUGCUUCCAGGUGGGUUCAAGCUCAGUGCAUUAUAUUCUGAUCCAUCGAGGAAGAAGGCACGUGAGGGCCCGAUAGCAGAGGGAAGAGAAUUACAUGUCACCAGUCUCGACACUUCCCUAAACGAGGAAGAUCUGAAAGCCGUGUUCUCAAAAUAUGGCCCAGUUGAAGCUGUUAGGCUCCUGAGGACAUUGGGAGGUGAGAGUAAAGGUGCAGCAUUCAUUGUGUUUGAGAAAAAGGAUGACGCCACAGCAGCACUUGCCCUUGACAAGACUAAGCUGAAGUCCAGGGUUAUCACCGUUGAAGUGUCGACGGGUAAGAACUUCAAGCCUACUGCAACCAGCAAGGGGGCUUCGGCUUCUCCAGCACCGGAUGCAGAUGGUGACUCCGUUAUGUCUCCUUCCCCCGCGCCAGAGUAUCAUACAAAUACACAUGCACACCACGGCCCGUCCGGAACGGACAUAGCCAAUCGAACGAUGACCUUGAUAAAUAUCCCAGACACUGUCAAUGAUGCUCGGGUACGCGCUAUUGCUGAACCCUUUGGUAACAUUGUCAAACUUGUUCUACGACCGGACCACCAGGGCGCCAUUAUCGAGUAUACCGAUGCUGCGUCCGCAGGCCGGGCAGCAUUGGGACUAGAAAAUUAUGAGAUCGCGCCUGGACGACGACUUCGAACUGGAGGCAUGAAGGAUCUACUUGGGGAAAGGGAUGAGAUAAAGACUGAUCGAGUCCAGAUCGGGCAAGGCAAGAAGACGCAAGGAAAUUACUCUUUACCGCCUAUUGCGCCGGUCAGGAGGCCAGGCCCAGGCGGGCGAGGGGGUUUGGGAACGAAGAGAGGAUUGGGCUACCCUGCUGCAAAGCCUGCUGAUCCAUCCGGCUCAAGUGCUGGUGCCGGUGGAGUGCAAGGCAACGGAAGGGCAGAUGGAAAUGUUGCGCCGAAGAGCAAUGCGGAUUUCAAGGCAAUGUUCUUGAAUGGUGGAAAGGAAUAGUUGUUUUUAAUUAAUGGAUAGGUCGCAGACCAUCAAGGCUAGUUCGCUAUUUGCAAAGGCUCUAUCAAUGUAAUUCAAAAAGGUGCUAGUCUAUCGUUGUGCUG
Amorphotheca resinae ATCC 22711 is the source of this 2882-nucleotide messenger RNA. RefSeq lists its product as hypothetical. The record is from RefSeq and is a predicted model, not a curated record. The transcript has a single exon. Gene Ontology annotation, molecular function: protein binding; RNA binding. NCBI's taxonomy places the organism in Eukaryota, Fungi, Ascomycota, Leotiomycetes, Helotiales, Amorphothecaceae. The coding region runs from base 7 to 2778 and encodes 923 amino acids.